Messenger RNA from Metopolophium dirhodum (rose-grain aphid), 1849 nucleotides. RefSeq names its product arylalkylamine N-acetyltransferase 1-like. NCBI's taxonomy places the organism in Eukaryota, Metazoa, Arthropoda, Insecta, Hemiptera, Aphididae. The transcript is spliced from 4 exons. Gene Ontology annotation, molecular function: N-acetyltransferase activity. The record is from RefSeq and is a predicted model, not a curated record. Bases 621 to 1301 code for a protein of 226 amino acids.
CUUACAUAAAAUAAUAAAUAUUAUUCGUAUUUCAACUAGAAUUAAAAUAGCAAGCACUAUGUAAUAUACAUAAUUCAUAUUAUAACACCUACAUAUUACAUAAUAUGUAUGUCAUAGGUACCUACAUAGGUAUAUAUUAUACAUUAUAUUAUGCGUGGUUGGGUGAAAAAUGAUAUUUUCACACGAACCGGAAAGGGCUGUACAUAUAUUUGUAAUCACCGUACGGUGAAUAAUUUCUCCAGAAUUCAUGAGAUAUUAUAUAAUUAUAAUACUUGUGUACCUAUAAAUCUAUGCUCUGCCCGGCGAGAGAGCACAUGCCGAGUCUGCGCAUUCCCUCGAGACACCCUGCCAUAGAGACCGGUUUCACUAUGACAGAGUGUCACGUGGGGAUGUGCAGAAGGACCGUUUUUCGUUAUGUAUUCUCUCGCAAGACCGAGUAUACUCUACAGUGACUAAAGAGAGUCAACGGUAACAAAGCUAUUUUUCGCAGAAUGAAUGUGUUGACCAUUAUUGAGGUCAAUAUUAAAUAUAUGUACAGUAAGUAUGAGCUGUAUAUUAUUUUACUUUUUGAUAUAUAAAAAUGGAUGGACACUGCAGAUAGAAAUUCAUAAAUCAGCAAAAUGAAUGCAGCUAUGACAUCUGAAUAUGCUUUUAAAGUUGUUCCUAUCAUUACAAAAGAUGAAAUUACCGUGAUUGAGUUUUUGCUACAAUAUUUUAUCCGAGAUGAACCGCUGAAUUCAUCUGUGGAGUUAAUAAAAGAGAAAGACAUCGCUAAGAAUUUUAAAAAUUACAUAAUUGGAUUAUUCGAUAAUGGUUUGGCGUUUAAAGCCGUAUCUCCUGAUGGAGAUUUAAUAGGCGUCGUCCUAAAUAAUCUAACGUGCAGAGUAGACGGUGAAAAAAAAAACGAAAGCGAAGAAGACACAAAAGAUCACACCAAGUUUAAUGAUAUUACGGCAUUUUUGGAUAAAGUCGAGCGAGAAGCAGAUGUGUUUAAAAAAUAUCCAAACGUAGAUCGUGUAAUGGACAUAAAAAUAAUUUCUGUAGAUGAAUCAUUUAGAGGCCAAGGAGUAUGCAAAGCUCUAAUUGAUAAGACAAUAGAGUUAGCGUUGGAAAAUAAAUGUCCAAUGGUUUAUGUCGAGUGCAGCAGUUAUUUUUCGGCUAAAGCAGCAGAGAGGCUUGGUUUCGAGUGCAUAUAUACCUUGUAUUUUCGAGACUAUUUGGAUGAAAAUGGUGAAGUCGUUUUUAAAACUCCUCCUCCUCACGAUUCUUCAAAGGUAUUCGUAUUACAUUUAAAAAAAUAAUAUCACAGCAAAUGCACACAUAUAUAAACAUAUUCAGUUAUAUCCCAAUAAUCAAUAAAUGGUAUAAAAUACCUAGUUGAAGCUUUUCAUGUAUACUUUCUGUCAUUUGAAAAAAAAAAUGAUGUAACAUAUAAUAUAUGGUAAUCGCUGUAUACUUACAACCAAAAUACUAAUCUAUAUAAUGUUUUAUUUUAUAGGAUUUAUGAGACUAUUAUUAUAAUCAUUAUUGUAUUGUUUAUAUAUAUAACCUAUAUUCUUUGUUUAAUUAUAAUAUAUUAUGUGUACUAAAUAGAAUGCUUAACUUUUGUCUUUUUGUAUAAUAUAUAAGCUCUUAUUAUACAGUACAUAUAAUAAAUAUAGAUAAGUCUAUACAAUAUCAUAUUACAUAUUAUAUACCUUUUCAUACCUUAGUAUGUUUAAAAUACUAUUAAGUUUAGUCCUCUCUGAAUCGGCUAAAUCCUUAUCCCUUUGAAUAAUUUCAAACACACUAGGUAUUUUCUAUACGUGUAUUAUAUAUUAUAAAACAUAAAUAAAUGAAAAUCCUAUUA